Messenger RNA from Arvicola amphibius (Eurasian water vole), 1275 nucleotides. Its product is annotated as somatotropin. Gene Ontology annotation, cellular component: extracellular region. NCBI's taxonomy places the organism in Eukaryota, Metazoa, Chordata, Mammalia, Rodentia, Cricetidae. The transcript is spliced from 7 exons. Bases 1 to 1275 code for a protein of 424 amino acids. Gene Ontology annotation, molecular function: hormone activity; growth hormone receptor binding. Gene Ontology annotation, biological process: response to nutrient levels; positive regulation of growth; growth hormone receptor signaling pathway. The record is from RefSeq and is a predicted model, not a curated record.
AUGAGAUUACUGUCUCAGCGAGAGAAGCAGGACUGGGUGGGGAAUGAGAAAAAGGAGGGCAGGAAUGCCAGCCACCUCAAAGCUCCGGGGACAAUGGUACAAGAGCCUGUCUCUCCGGUUACCCCCUGCAGCCUUCCCCAGGCCUGCCUGGAGCAGCCCCUAAGGUCCCGGCAGCCUCCUCAGAAUGGUGAAUCAGGGGUAGUUGUUGGAAAAUGCCUGGAGGAUGUUAAGAGGCUGUAUCUUCUGGUCCCCAGGAAGGAGAGGUGUAGCGGCCCCAGCAUCCACAUUGCGGACUCCAGGGAUGUGAUUUUUCAAUGUUGGUUGCUGACAGGACAGCCAGCUACUGGAGAGAUAUGCUUGCUUCUGAGAGCUUGCAUAACCAAUGCUCACAAACCUGACAAAGGUGGUGAUGGAAAGAUAAGCUUGGGGACACGACCGCAGGAGAGGAGUGGGAACAUGGUAAGCAUCCUUGCAUCCUGCUGGGUGUGGUAUGGACCACGGGGCCCUGGAAAUGGAUUUGAGGCUUCCAACGUGAGUGCAGCCCAACUUCUGCCCAUGUUGGAAACACUCCGGGUCCCUACGGGAACUAGGAGAGAUUGGCCAUCUCUCUCAGUCUUUUCCCAUCUCUCUCUAGAGUCUCGGUCCUCCUGGCUCCUGACCUUCACCCUGCUCUGCCUGCUCUGGCCUCAGGAGGCUGCUGCGUUUCCUGCCAUGCCCUUGUCCAGUCUGUUUGCCAAUGCUGUGCUCCGGGCCCAGCAUCUGCACCAACUGGCUGCUGACACCUACAAAGAGUUUGAGCGUGCCUACAUCCCCGAGGGACAGCGCUAUUCCAUUCAGAAUGCCCAAGCUGCUUUCUGCUUCUCCGAGACCAUCCCAGCCCCCACAGGCAAGGAGGAGGCCCAACAGAGAUCCGACAUGGAAUUGCUUCAUUUCUCGCUGCUGCUCAUCCAGUCAUGGCUGGGACCUGUGCAGUUCCUCAGCAGGAUCUUCACCAACAGCCUGAUGUUUGGCACCUCAGACCGCGUCUACGAGAAACUGAAGGACCUGGAAGAGGGCAUACAGGCGCUGAUGCAGGAGCUGGAAGAUGGCAGCCCCCGCAUUGGGCAGAUCCUCAAGCAAACCUAUGACAAGUUUGACACCAACAUGCGCAGCGAUGAUGCCCUGCUCAAAAACUAUGGGUUACUCUCUUGCUUCAAGAAGGACCUGCACAAGGCUGAGACCUACCUGCGGGUCAUGAAGUGCCGCCGCUUUGUGGAAAGCAGCUGUGCCUUCUAG